Messenger RNA from Cylindrotheca closterium, 1086 nucleotides. Lineage: Eukaryota; Bacillariophyta; Bacillariophyceae; Bacillariales; Bacillariaceae. The record is from the annotation of a GenBank genome assembly.
AUGACAGCGACGACAACUGACAAAAAGACGGAACUAGUCAUUAUUGACUAUGAGGAUUUGACUUCUUCUUCUUCUUCCGCCAAAAUGGCAGCUUGUUGCGAUCGAGCCUUUGGCGACGACGGGAUUGGCAUUAUGGGAAUCCGCAAGGUUCCCGGCUUUGUCCAGGCCAAGGCUAACAUUUUGCAACAGGCACAUCCAUUGGCACAUUUGCCUCCCAACGACCUACAAAAAUUGGAAGAUCCUGAUUCCAUGUUCAAUGCGGGGUGGAGUCACGGCAAGGAAAUGCUCAAGGCAGGAAAACCAGACUUGGCCAAAGGAUCGUUUUACUUCAAUCCCAUCAUUGAUGUUCCCGAUCCCAAGGAUACCGAAGAAUAUCCCGUGUCCUAUCCGAUCAAUCGAUGGCCCAAAGAGAGCCUUCCCAAUUUGGAGCCAGCCGCCAAACAUUUGGGGACCAUGAUGAAGGAGGUUGCAAUCUUGCUUUGCGGGCAUAUUGAUACAUACGCACAAUCCAAGAAUCCCGAGUAUCCGCCGGGGGUCAUCAAAGAUGCGCUCAUUGAUACGGAAAAGGUCAAGGGGCGAUUGCUCUACUAUUUCCCAUUACCCGAAGAGGAGUCCAAAGAGGCACCUGCCGAAGAUUCCUGGAUUGGAUGGCACAAUGACUCGGGAUUCCUAACUGCCUUGGCGGGGGACAUUUACAUGGACAAGGAGGGCAACAUCAUUACACCACCAGCGUCCUCAGAGGCUGGAUUGCAGGUGGUGACGAGGCAUGGGACGGUCCAAAAGGUGGAGAUUCCACCGGAUGUCAUGGCGAUUCAAAUUGGGGAAUGCACGCAAAUCAUGACGGGAGGCGCCGUGGUGGCAACCCCACAUUGCGUCAAGGGAGCUCCCAAUCUCGCCCGAGCGUCUCUGGCGUGCUUUGUCGAUGUCCCACCUUCGACUCCCCUAACGCUGCCCAAGGGAUCCACUCCCGCCUCCAUCAUGGCCAUGGAAUCCUCCAAAGUGCCAACCCUCCAGGGGCGAUGGGAAAAUGGCAUGACCUUUGGUCAAUUUUUGCAAAAGACUUUUGAAGCUUACUACAACCAGUAA